GGAGUCUGGAGAGUAUUAAAACCAAGGCAAGGGGUUCCUUCUCAUGGCGCACACCAUUCUACUCCUAGUAGUGCUCCUCCUUUCCUCCACCACCACCAUUUCCACCUCCAAGAGAACUCAGCCAAAGUUCUCGGCUAUCUUCUACUUUGGCGACUCCGUUCUCGACACCGGCAACAACAAUUAUAUCCCAACAUUGGCUGUGGGAAACCAUGCUCCUUACGGCAGGAACUUCCCAGGAAGAAAGCCAACAGGGAGGUUCUCCAAUGGCCGGCUUGUUCCAGACCUCCUCAAUGAGAAGCUGCAGCUCAAAGAAUUCUCACCACCAUUCCUGGAGAAGGACCUGUCCAACAAUGACAUCAUGACCGGGGUGAACUUCGCGUCGGCUGGUUCAGGAUUUGAAGACCAGACGUCACGCUUGUCCAAUACCCUGCCAAUGUCGAAACAGGUGAACCUCUUCAAGGAGUACCUCCUCCGGCUCAGGAACAUCGUCGGAGAGGAGGAGGCUUCCAGGAUCAUAGAGAACUCCCUGAUAUUUAUCAGCUCAGGAACCAAUGACUUCACACGUUAUUAUCGUUCCUUAAAGAGGAAGAAGAUGAACAUAGGUGAAUACCAGGAUAGUGUACUCCGGAUAGCACAGGCUUCUGUCAAGGAACUGUUUAGCCUGGGUGGGAGGCAGUUCUGCUUGGCAGGUCUUCCACCAUUUGGCUGCACACCAUUUCAGAUUACGUUAAGUGGAGAUCCUGACAGAGCAUGUGUGGAUGAGCAGAACAGGGAUGCCCAGGCCUACAACUCUAAACUUGAAAAGCUACUUCCAGCAUUGCAAGGCUCACUCCAUGGAAGCAAAAUUGUCUACUUGGAUGCCUAUCAAGCUUUCAAGGAGAUCCUCGACAAUCCCGCUAAAUAUGGAUUUAUAGAGAUAACACGAGGAUGUUGUGGGACUGGGCUCAGAGAAGUCGGACUGUUGUGCAAUGCAUUGAGCCCUAUCUGCAGGAACGAGUCAUCAUUUGUAUUUUACGAUGCUGUGCACCCAACAGAGAGGGUCUAUAGGAUAACAACUGAUUACAUACUGAAAAAUGCUAUUCCACAGUUCAGUUAAAUCAAAUUAUCAAAUAAUAUUUCAUUCCUUAUGUUGA
Molecule: messenger RNA, 1133 nt
Organism: Oryza sativa Japonica Group (Japanese rice)
Lineage: Eukaryota; Viridiplantae; Streptophyta; Magnoliopsida; Poales; Poaceae
Product: GDSL esterase/lipase At1g58430
Biological process (GO): lipid metabolic process
Molecular function (GO): lipase activity
Source: RefSeq, a predicted model, not a curated record